Messenger RNA from Anolis sagrei ordinatus, 1561 nucleotides. The record is from RefSeq and is a predicted model, not a curated record. Lineage: Eukaryota; Metazoa; Chordata; Lepidosauria; Squamata; Anolidae.
GCUGCUGACCCGAUCAUAACAYCUCCGGUGGCGGCACCAUCGAUGCUGGAGAAGGCGACAACGGGGCAAAUUUCUAUGCAAACUGACAUCAUUGACGGGCCAUCAACAUCCACAGAUGGAGCGAUUCAGACAGCUGGCUCCCGACGCGGACGUAGUUCCAGAGCGCAUGCCGGACCAUCUCUGGAAGGUUGGAGUGACGAGACGGCCUUAGGUAUGAGCCUAGCUCUAGCACCCAGCUCUAGGAAGUCAUACACUAGGGCGGUCCAAGAAUUUCUAGAUUUUAGACAUCAUUAUAACCUGCCCGGAACUAUGCCGGUCCCCUAUGAGCAACUCGCUCAGUUUUGCGUAUACCACAGGCGGAGAGGCUUAGCACCACAGUCCAUUCGGACCAAGUUGUCAGCGCUGGCAUAUUGGUUGAAGGCCCAAGGCCUUAGUGACCCCACUGAUGACUUUAGGAUACAUAAAUUCUUAACGGGAUGGUCCAGGCAGCGCGGGCAUCCCAGGGACGACCGGCAGCCAAUGACACCCGCAAUUUUGAAGGGUUUGAAACAAUUGUGGCCCAGAUUGUGUACUUCAUAUUACGAGCAGGUCCUAUAUCAUGCUGCAGGUUUGACUGCAUUUUUUGGAGCACUGCGGGUGAGUGAAUUGGUGGCACUAUCCAAGAGCGAUACCUCACACCGUGCGCUGUUGAUUUCCGACAUUAAGGUUUUCCAGGAUAGUAUGGAAAUCAGAGUUAGGACCUCCAAAACUGACCAGGAAGCUAAGGGUCAGGUGAUCCGCCUGCUUAAGUGCGGCGAAGAGGACCUUUGCCCGGUAGCGGCCAUGACUCAAUUCGCGGCGCUCAGGGGCACUGAGAAAGGUUACCUCUUUUCCCAUCAGGACGGAAAGCCGCUGACCAAGUACCAAUUUUGGACCAUCACAGCUAAGGCGCUGGACCUGUUGGGGUUGGGACACCUGAAAUUUGGGACCCACUCCUUUAGGAUUGGUGCUGCCACGGCAGCAUCCGCAUUGGGAUACGACAAGGAUGAGAUAAAAGCCAUAGGCAGAUGGAGGUCCGGCGCCUUCAGAGGUUACGUACGGUCAGUUCCAUCCUAGAUGUUGUUAUCGUUGCAGGUCUCUCCAGGCUGGCGCAUAGAAGUCGGGUCCUGGUGUGCGGACACAGUUAUGUCUUUUGGGCAGGGAGAGAGGCCCACAGGACUGCCUUUGGUCAGCAUUUGGGUCUCGCUUCCACGGCAGCGGUGGAAUGGAGAGGAAGGAGAGGCCUGCGUUGGGACGGUUUGUGCCCCUUGUUGUUUAAUGCCGGGAGUGUUCUGCCUCCUGAUGUGUUGGUUAUCCACCUCGGUGGUAACGAUUUAGGCCUGUUAACAGGCAAGGCCCUCUUUUUACAAGCACGGGCAGAUAUCCGAAAAAUUUGGUGGACAUGGCCCGGGGUGCACGUCGUGUGGUCCGCUAUCAUACCUCGUCGCAGGUGGCUCGGAGGAGGCGACGUGGGAAGGCUCGAAAAAGCCAGGAAGCGAGUGAACCGGGCCAUGCGGGUCUUCAUGAUCCAUCAGAGGGGUCA